Molecule: messenger RNA, 1761 nt
Organism: Oppia nitens
Lineage: Eukaryota; Metazoa; Arthropoda; Arachnida; Sarcoptiformes; Oppiidae
Product: ATP-binding cassette sub-family G member 1-like
Exons: 4
Coding region: 1-1761 (586 amino acids)
Cellular component (GO): membrane
Molecular function (GO): ATP binding; ATP hydrolysis activity; ABC-type transporter activity
Source: RefSeq, a predicted model, not a curated record
AUGGCUAUAAUUGCAAUUUAUGGAUACAAUCGUUGUUCAAAUGGAAAACAAUCUAUAGUUCUUACAAAAUAUGAAUUGUCUGAUUCAGUGUUUAUGGAUUAUCUUAAUUAUCUCAUAUUAAAUGUGUUUGUACUGAGAAUUAUGGCUUAUUUUAUGUUAUUAUUAAUUGCAAAUCCUUCACUAAAUAUCACAAUAAUUUCUAAGUGUUGUACACUUAAGAAGUGGAGGAAGAGUCAUGAUAUUAGUCGUCAGCCAUCUCUUAAAGAACAUCUAACUGUUCCCAAUCUAACUGAACAAAACUAUAAACAGAUCACUGCAUUAAACAUUAUGAAAGUUCCUUCUAUUAACAUAAUUCCCAUUAAUGAUGAUAUAAAUAAAAAACAUGAAUUUAUCAAAAAUAAGAUAUGCAUUGCUUGGUCGGCAUUAACUGUAAUUAAAAAGAAAUCUCUAUUAACUCCUGAAAAAUAUAUUUUAAACAAUUUGAAUGGUUUUCUUGAGUUUGGAUCAAUGACUGCACUAUUAGGUGCCUCAGGAGCCGGAAAAACAACACUUUUGAAAACAAUUAACAACACUCAAGAAUUAAGUAUAAACAACGAAUCGACAAUUUAUUUAUCAAAAUAUCAAAAAAUUAGGACAUGUUUUAUAUCUCAAGACRCAAGCGAUCAUUUAGCUUAUGGCUUAACAGUUGGUCAGACCAUGAAAUAUGCCUCACUAUUGAAAAACAGUGCUUUUAUUGGAACUGUAGUUCAAAAUUUUGAUCACAAGAAAAAUAUACAUAAAAUUUUGAAUGAUUUGCUCAUUAGUUCUUGUAUUGAAACACAAGUCCAUAGUUUAAGUGGAGGACAACAGAAACGUCUGAUUAUUGCAAUGGAGUUGACAUCUGCUAUAAAACCAAAUCUCUUGUGCAUCGAUGAGCCAACCAGUGGUCUGGACAGCAAUGCUGCUCAAGUGGUAAUGGAUUGUUUAAARCGAUUGUCACAAAAACAUAACAUUUGUGUGAUAACAUCCAUUCAUCAGCCAAACAAUAAUAUCUUUAAGAUGUUUGAUAAGUUAUAUGUAUUAUCUAAAGGAGGACAGGCUGUAUAUUCAGGUUCUCCACAACAAUUGAGAUACCAUUUGACUGAAUGUGGUGUUGAAUGCUUGGAAAGUCAAAUACCUAUUCAAGUGUUGGUUAAAUAUUCUUGUAAAAGAGUGGAUCAAAGUUUAGUAGAGAAUUUGAUUCACAAGACAAAUGAAAUGCAAAUAAAUUUGAUUACCAAUCGAUGCAAUCAAGAAACUAAUGUCUAUCCAAACGGAAUACCAUUUCUAAGCAAACGAUUUUUCUUGAAAGAUCUUAAGCAUCUCUUAUUGAGGACUUUAACACAAACUUAUCAAUAUUUUUAUCGAUUUUUAUUAAUGAAAUUUAUAGCAAUUUUGUUAUCCGGCUAUUCAUUGACGGUAUUGUUUAACAAAAAUAUUGGAAAACCGAGCGGUUGUUUCAAUCUUGAAGACGACUUUGAAAAUUGCAAUAAAUCUGACGAUCGUCUCAAAGAUGAAUCCCUAUUAGUUCAAAAUAUUUUCUACAAUUUUUCAUUCAUCCAAUUAUUUCUAUUCUUUGAAUUGAUUACAACUACUAUGACAUUCACACCGGAUGUCAAACUAUUUCUCAGUGAACACCGAAACAGUUGGUACAGCACCGGUACAUAUUACUGGUCCAAAGCCAUUAUUGAAAUACUUCCAACACUAAUAACAACAUUGCUAUACUAUGCAUGCAAAAUAUAG